GAUGUUAAAAUCAAGGCCACAAAAUGUAAACUGUCAAUAUCAGUUGAUUUGGACAAAUUUUGACGAAAAUGAUUGUUUAGAUAAAAAAUUACUAUUAAAUCACAAGCUUCAGAUAUGUGUCUAAUCAGAUUUUAUUACAAUUUGAAUUGGUAUCAAAAAUAUUUACGUUAAAUAAAAAAGGUAAUUAAUAAUAGUUGUAUAUUAUCAUAGAUAUCGAUUGUCGAGUUUGAAGCAUCAAAUUUUCAAAGUAAAUCGAAGAAAAUUAUAAAAUGGGUGCAAACAGCAGCAAGAAAUUAGCGGCGAAAUGUCCGUUUUUAUCCAAAGACGAACAACUUAUUGUUAGUAAUUCUUUUAAACUCGCUAGUAAAAAUUCCGAAAAGAUCAAAGAAGAAGAACUAACUAAAAUAUGGGGAAGUCAGGUAGAUCCAAGAUUAUUACAAUAUUUGAAUAAUUAUUUAUUCGGUAUAGGUGAACAUCGACAAACUACAGUUGAAUUAGAAAAAUUCGCCGAGUUAUUUGUAUUCUGUACAAGAGGUACAGUCGAUGAAAAAGUGAAAGUGUUGUUAACUUCACUAGGCACUAGUGAAACCGAAAAUAGUGACAUACCAUAUAUGUUAGUCAAAGAGUAUGUCGAAAGCAUAGUGGCGUCUUAUAUGAAAAUCCAAAAAUUAAGUAAUAAUAAACAGUACAAAACGUGGUUUUCUAAAGGUUGUUUCACCUUACCACAAAAUAUUCAACGUUUAGCAGAAAGUUUGACUCACGAAUUAACCACCGGUGAAAUUCUCAAUAGAAGAUCUCUAGAGAUAUGGUUACAAGGGGCUACAUUAUUGGGUCAACUGUUAUUAUAUGUGUCCAUGUAUUUAUUCAGUAUCACCCAUAAGGAAAAAGGAGGAGUCGCCAGCGAAAAACCAGGAUCAUCCUUGCCGACCGAAGAACAUGAUGGCGCCGUAGAAAAGGAAAAAGAUCGAAGUUUGGUGCCGUUCUGUCGCGGUUUGGAUCUAAUGCCUUCUUAUCCAAGUAUAUUGGAUCUCAACCAAAUAAUUUUCAUAAACGCGCAUUUACCUCAACAAUAUCAACUCGAAUGGCGGUUCCUUUUCAGUUCUCAAAUACACGGAGAAUCGUUUUCGACACUAAUAGGUAGAAUAGUGAAUCAGGGACCAUCCAUACUCGUAGUUGAAGAUUCAAACGGUUACACGUUCGGUGGAUUUGCCCCGGCGAAUUGGGAAUUGAACGCGAAAUUCUUCGGCGACGAUAGCAGUUUUCUAUUCGCUUUAGCGCCUCGGAUGAGGGUAUUCUCAUCUACGGGGUACAACCAAAAUUUCCAAUAUCUAAAUUUGCAUCAACAAACGUUGCCAAAUGGGAUGGCGAUGGGAGGUCAGCAUGGUUAUUGGGGUCUUUGGUUUGACAGCGAAUACGGUAAAGGUCAGAGCAGUCCGUCGUGUACGACUUACAGGGAUUACCAGCAGCUUUCCCAUACUAAAGAAUUCACUUUUAGACAUAUGGAGGUGUGGGGUAUCGGUCAACCGCCGCUUACGCCUCAAGAAAAAGGGGAACGGGUCGGCGGCGGUAUGAGUAUACUCGACGGGAAUGCGGAGAGUAAGGCUAUGCUCAAAAUGGCGGGUAAACAAAUGCACAGUGAAGGAUUGAAGGAACCGCCGCCGGAAUAAGUGGGGAAAAUUAAGCCUUUUUGAGAUAAAAAGAUUGAUUUAAUUGAAUUAAAUUCUAUUUUUAUUUAUUUAUUUAUUUCAGUAAAUAAUCGGUUUAAAAAUGGAAAUGAAUAGUGAAAAAAUAUCGUUCUAUUUGAUUAAAUGAAAAAAAAUAUAUUUAUUGUCUUUUUUUACCAAAAAAUGCUGCGAUUUAUUGAAUUGUUUGGGUUCAAAAUGUGUGAAAAAAAUUUUCUUUUUUUUUUAUUUCAAUAUUUUUGAGCUAAUUUUUUAACAAAAUCGUUAUUUUUCUAAACAAUUAGUUUUUUCCCAAAAUCGUAUCAAAUUUUUCGAAAAUGCAGUUUUUAGACAAAAAAUUAUUCAAAUGUGAAGAAACAGUUUUUUUAUUUUCUUUUGAGAAAUUUAAGUUUCAAUAUUUGGAAAACAUGGAAUCUGGAUUUUUUACAACAGAAUUAUUUGUUAAAAAUUUAAGACAAUAAAACUGUAAAUUAAUUAAAAAACUAUAUGAAUAAAAUUAAUUUUAGGUUUAUUUUUAUUAAAUCAUUUAGUUAAAAGUGUAUUUGAUUUUUUUCGAAAAACGCUGAAUUUUUUACUUUUUUACGUCAAAAAAUAUUUAAAACAAAAAAAUUUUGCAAAAAUUGUUUUUUUUUUAAAUUUUUUCUCACAAAAACUAUUUUUUUCCAUUUUCAACUGUUUGGUUGAAAGUGUAUUUUAUUUUUUUCGAAAUACGCUAAAUUGUUUAAGAGAAUCUGGAAUAUGGACAAAAAUUUUUUUCAUAAAAACUUUCAUUUUUCAAUCAUUUAAGUAGUCAAAAUUUCAAAAAACGUCAAAUUUUUGAAUAAAACUGAUAUUUAAAAUAAAAA
Molecule: messenger RNA, 2527 nt
Organism: Diorhabda sublineata
Lineage: Eukaryota; Metazoa; Arthropoda; Insecta; Coleoptera; Chrysomelidae
Product: MTOR-associated protein MEAK7
Exons: 6
Coding region: 270-1667 (465 amino acids)
Source: RefSeq, a predicted model, not a curated record